AUGUCUACCUUGUGGUUUGGUGUCUUUCUUUCCUUCAUUCUUUAUUUCAUUCAUUGGCUAUCUUUCUGUUUAGUGUCUUUCUUUAAUUCUUUCUUUCAUUUUAGUGUCAACCUUUUUUUUUUGUGUCAUUCUCUCUUUCAUUCUUUAUUUCAUUUUAGUUUUAGUGUCUUUCUUUCAUCCAUUAUUUCAUUAUUGUGUCCAUCUUGUUUGUGUCAUUCUUUCUUUCAUUCUUUAUUUCAUUUUAGUGUCCACCAUAAGCUUGGUGUCUUUCUUUCCUUCAUUCUUAAUUUUAUUUUAGUGUCUAUCUUUUGUUUUCGUGUCUUUCUUUUAUUCUUCAUUUCAUCUUCAUUCCUUCAUUCUUUAUUUCAUUUUAGUGUCUAUCUUUUUGUUUCGUGUCUUUCUUUUAUUCUUCAUUUCAUCGUAGUGUCUAAUUUUUGGAUUGGUGUCUUUCUUUCUGUCAUUCAUUAUUUCUGUCUAUCUGUUAGUUUAGUGUCUUUCUUUGAUCCUUUAUUUCAUUUUACUAUCUACUUUUUGUUUGGUGUCUUUCUUUCGUUCAUUCUUAAUUUUAUUUCAGUGUCUAUAUUUUGUGUCUACCUUGUUUGGUGUCUUUCUUUCCUUCAUUCUUUAUUUUUGUGUCUAUCUUUUGAUUUUGUGUUUUUCUUUCAUCCUUUAUUUCAUUUUUGUGUCUACCUUUUGUUUGGUUUCUUUCUUUCCUUCAUUUUUUUAUUUUAUUUUAGUGUCUAUAUUUUGGUUUCGGGUCUUUCUUUAUUUCGUCAUUUCAUCGUAGUGUCUUUUUUUUUUGGUUUGUGCAUAUCUUCUGGUUUGGUGUCUUUCUGUCGUUCUUUAUUUUUUCUUAGUGUCUAUCUAUCGGGUUAUUUUUUGUCUUUCUUUAGUUUUCUUUUCUUUCUUUUACUUCUUAAAUUUUUUAACGUUUUUUACUCAAUCUAUUUUGUUAAAAUGUAA
Messenger RNA from Acanthosepion pharaonis, 963 nucleotides. NCBI's taxonomy places the organism in Eukaryota, Metazoa, Mollusca, Cephalopoda, Sepiida, Sepiidae. The record is from the annotation of a GenBank genome assembly.